Mesorhabditis belari is the source of this 1350-nucleotide messenger RNA. NCBI's taxonomy places the organism in Eukaryota, Metazoa, Nematoda, Chromadorea, Rhabditida, Rhabditidae. The record is from the annotation of a GenBank genome assembly.
AUGAGCGAAGAGGCGAAAAAUUUCACAAAUGGCAAUGAUGGGAACACAAGUGAUUGGUUGGUACAUAUGCCGGGCGCAGAAGGUGCGGGGGCAUCAAAUCACUCACGAAAUCACUACAGUCUUCACUCAUUAUUAACCGAAGAGGAUCGACGAGAUGAUCUUCUUGUUGUCUCGAUUUGGCUCUUGAUGCUCACUUAUUCCCUCGUCUCAAAUGUUUUGAUAUUGAUUGGGAUUUUGAGGAAUACGAAUAUGAGAAUGGCAACGAGUUACUGGUUUAUCAUUUCACUGGGUAUUUGUGAUAUUGUGAUGUCAUUGAUUUCAUUGGUUCAUUUAGUUCCCGCCACUGCGUUUCAUUCAGCAUAUGUCGAGUUCCAUUCAUAUCGGAACAUUUUAAUGAUCUUUUUUUACGAUCUCUUCUGGUAUACAGCUGUUCUCCAAUUGGGUCUAAUGGCCUGUAAUCGAUUUGUCAGCAUCGUCUACCCGAUGGAGUACAAGAGAAUGUUUUCCAGAAAACGAUCGAUAGCCAUUUUAUUCUUUGGCUAUUUUCUGGGCUUCCUCGUUUCACUGCCGACUUUAUUCCCUUGUUGUCACACUCUAUGGCACAGUAACUACUAUAUCACUGUUUAUGAUCCAAUGGAUACAUGGUACAAGUACGUGGAUAUGGCUGUAAACUCACUGUCAUUGAUAUUAAUGAUCUUUUCCUAUGCUGUGAUCAUUUAUAAAGUUCGAGAAAGCGGAAGAGCGAUGGCAAAAUAUCAGUUGACAAUUAGGACAAGGCAACAAAAUGCUUUGAUGAACGGAUUGGGUGUUACGGGUGGAGCUGCUGUGGCUGGGAAUGGAAUGGUUCCAUCUCCGUGUGCUCGAAUGUGUUCCGUUAGGCCGCCAAGGAGUCAAGUCAGCAAAAAGGAGAUGAGACUAUUCAUUCAGUUUUUCGUCGUUUCCUUGGUUUUUCUCCUCACAUGGACCACAUGGCAAUGGUUGCCGCAUAUGUCGACAUCAAAAUGGGCAUUUUUCGCGAUGACAUCUCUCUUUUUCAUCAACAACAGUGUGAAUCCAACAGUUUAUCUCAUAUUCAACUCUCAAUUGAGACGAGAAUUGCAUUAUCUUCUUUGCCGACAACAUGCAAUUGCUGUAAAUCAACAGAAGAAGAAACGGACAAACGGAUUUGAUUAUAAUAAAAAUGCUAUGAAAUGCAACGUGAUGGAUGAUGGAUCAUUGAGAAGAGUUCGGGAGAAUGGACACUCGAAUUCACAAAGCAGCAAAACGAGUACAACAGAUGAACAAUUGGAGAGACUGCAUCAAAAACUUUUGGAAUCAACCUUGACCACUGACUUGACCUUGACCGCUUUA